GUCAGGAAUAAAUAACCACCGGGCGGAGGAUCCCAGAUUCCGUCCUUCCUUUUGUUGGAUGAGGAGCGCCAGGCAAACGCAUCCACAAAGGCUUCGGAAGUGGCUCGCCCGUCCACACCCGGCUCCUGCCCCGGGUGACUAUUAGGGGCCCCGGGGGGUGGCACAAGCCCAAGACCCGGGGGAUCAGCUCUCCCCGAGAGGCCUAGCAGCAGGGACCCCAGAAUAAGUCGGGGGCGGGCCCCGGCGCGGCAGGAGGGGCCAGGCGGGCGGGCGAGCAGAUCCCACCCCUUCCUGAAGGAAGCGCCCUCCCCGCCGCGACUUGCCGCCGCCGCCACCACCGCCGCAGGUCACAGCCCCGCGAGGCGACAGCGGCCCCGCCGCACCAGAGCAGUGGCACAGGCAUGGAUGGGAAGAAAUGCAGCGUGUGGUUGUUCCUACCUCUUGUAUUUACUUUGUUUACUUCAGCUGGAUUGUGGAUAGUAUACUUCAUUGCUGUGGAAGAUGACAAAAUUUUACCAUUAAAUUCAGCUGAAAGGAAACCUAGUGUGAAGCGUGCACCAUAUAUAAGCAUUGCAGGUGAUACUCCUCCUGCAAGCUGUGUGUUUAGUCAAGUUAUGAACAUGGCAGCCUUCCUAGCCCUUGUGGUAGCUGUUCUGCGCUUCAUACAACUGAAACCGAAAGUUUUAAACCCGUGGCUGAAUAUUAGUGGAUUGGUGGCGCUGUGUCUGGCUUCCUUUGGAAUGACCUUACUUGGUAAUUUUCAGCUCACGAAUGAUGAAGAAAUCCAUAACGUCGGAACUUCCUUGACCUUUGGAUUUGGCACGUUGACCUGCUGGAUCCAGGCUGCACUGACACUCAAAGUCAACAUCAAGAAUGAAGGACGGAGAGUUGGAAUUCCACGGGUUAUUCUGUCGGCAUCUAUCACUCUCUGUGUGGUCCUCUACUUCAUCCUCAUGGCCCAAAGCAUCCACAUGUACGCAGCAAGGGUCCAGUGGGGCCUGGUCAUGUGCUUCCUGUCUUAUUUUGGCACCUUUGCCAUGGAAUUCCGCCACUACCGCUAUGAGAUUGUUUGCUCUGAGUACCAGGAGAAUUUCCUAAGCUUCUCAGAAAGCCUGUCGGAAGCUUCUGAAUAUCAGACUGACCAGGUGUAACCCAUCAGUUUUUCCUUGCUGGUGAGGUGAGUGUGACAGUGGGGGAGGGGCCAGGAGGACACACUCACGGGACCUGACACAGAACCUCAUUACACACACACACACACACACACACACACACACACACACACAUUCAUGGCCACAUUUGCCAAAUGAGCUUUUCAGGGCGAGUUAUUUCUUUAAUGAAAAAGCACAAGCCCUUAUGUGUGGAAAUACACGCUGUUACACUGAAAAUAUAUGCACGACAGAGCAAGAAGCUUGUGCAUGGUCACUUCUUCUCCGUCCCCUUCCCAGCACUCCCUCCUCUUCCCGUUCUCUCCACAUGUCUCAAGCACCCUACUGAGUAGGGCAGGCCAAAUGUUCCUUGGGAAUCACGCCAACUCCCGAAGUUGCCUUCAGGUCCAAAGGGCUUGGAACCAGCUCGCGAGGAAGUUCUGAAUCUGGCGCUAAUUUUCUUGAAUGGAUGAUAGUGUAUCGUCAAAUAGGACAGAAAUUCUAUUGAGAUUUGACCCCGUGUGGCCUGCGGAAAGGCAUGGUGGGUAGAACUUUGCCACGGAAGCCCCCUUCAUCGUUGUUCAGUGGUCGGCUGUGUGGAUCCCAGGAGAGGAAUAUGGUAAAGACUGUGAGGGAAGAGCCCACCACCAUGAUUUGGACCUGGUGCACUGUGACUGAGAAUGAUUUCCAAAUGUGAAUAUUUGGAGGGGUUUGUCUGCCAGGCUCGGAACAAGAAGGGGGCAGUGAAGGUAUGGUUUAGUGUUUGCUUCCAUAGUAUGCCAUCGACAAUUUUUUUAUAUUCCAUGGUUUAUUUUUCCUUCAAGUAACUACCAUGACUCUCUCUAAGCCUCAUGGACAAGAUCUAAACCAAAUGCAAGAGCUUAGUGUGCUUUGGGUUCAGCCAUGAUCGCAGAAAAACAAAGGUCACCUGCAGGCUUCUGUUGGACGCUAAGAAAAUAGUCACAGAAAAGUGGAAAGAGAUAUGGAUGUGCAGAGGUAAUAAGAACUGCUGCUGGACGUUUAUCAAAGAUAGGCAUUUUAGAGCAUCUUGUUGCAAGUCCAAAUCUGGGGAGACUUUGUUAAUACAUAUCGUAUGUAUCUUUUGCUCAAAUUUAGUAUUUUUUUAAAUUAAUUAAGGGCUUUUCAAAUUUGGAAUUUGUAGAAGCCAGUUAAAAGAAUACCCUUCCUAAAAAUCAGAGUGACACAGCUGGUCCCCCUGCUAGCCAGCCCGCAGUUCCCAGUUCCCACCUGCUGAGAGUUCAGAACUCAGACUAUAGGUGUGGGCUUUUGAGGCUGGGCUUCAUGACGAAGAGCAGAAUUCCAAAUUCAGACUGUGUUGGAGUGAGCCAAGUGGACAGUCCCUCCACGAGUGCACUUUGUUUCAAGAAAUCCUCAGAUUUAUUUACUCCGUAGAUGCCUGGGAUUUCAUGGAAUAUAAUAUGAAAAACAUUUUUUAACUCAACCAAAAUCUGAACUUCUUGAGGAACAGGUCAAUGUCUUUUCAUCUGUGUAUUUUUCCCCACCUCCUAGCACAGUGCCUGGCACAUAUUAGGUGCUCAAUAAAUAAUUUAAGAGUAGGAAAAAGGAGUGUCAGAGAGAGACUCAAAGCUGAGUGAGACAGCAUGGAAGAUGGCUAUUUCACGUGAGACAGGAAUGGAAGUGGGCAUGAAUAGGGGUCAGAUGGGGGAGUGAGAAUCCCUGUAAGUAAAAUGUGAUGAAAAGAACAAGCAGAGAACAAGAUUCUCCUGUCAAAAAGGCAUCUUACUGUAAAUAGUCCAAGGUGACAUUUGUUAGUUUUGAAUACUGCUUUUUUGGGUUUCUUUUUUUCAUUUUUAUAUUUUAAAAUUUUUAUCAAAAAAACAAAGAUUUAUGUAGUUUUCUUUUAUUCUACACAAUCCAAAUUAAACAGCUUUUGGUGAUGCAAUUGUACACUUUCUUAAGAAUAUAUCUAAAUAGCACAUUUUAGCAGAAUCAAGCAAUGACUGACAUUAUUCAUUGGGAUCUAACCACUAAAUAAAAUUCUUUUAUGCAUAA
Molecule: messenger RNA, 3179 nt
Organism: Sapajus apella (tufted capuchin)
Lineage: Eukaryota; Metazoa; Chordata; Mammalia; Primates; Cebidae
Gene: TMEM150C
Product: transmembrane protein 150C
Exons: 8
Coding region: 402-1151 (249 amino acids)
Source: RefSeq, a predicted model, not a curated record